Colossoma macropomum (tambaqui) is the source of this 1402-nucleotide messenger RNA. Its product is annotated as annexin A5-like. Gene Ontology annotation, biological process: negative regulation of coagulation. Gene Ontology annotation, cellular component: cytoplasm. Lineage: Eukaryota; Metazoa; Chordata; Actinopteri; Characiformes; Serrasalmidae. Gene Ontology annotation, molecular function: calcium-dependent phospholipid binding; calcium ion binding. The transcript is spliced from 13 exons. The record is from RefSeq and is a predicted model, not a curated record. Bases 104 to 1060 code for a protein of 318 amino acids.
CUUCAUUCCUCCUGUAUUCCUCAUUCCUCCUCUCUCAGAGACUGCAGCAGUUGCUGUGCUUUUGCUUUAGCUUCGUUGAAGAGUUCACCAGUCUGAAGUUACAAUGGCCGGAAGAGGAACUGUGAAGGCCCAGAGUGGGUUCAAUGCCAAUAAUGAUGCCGAGGCUCUUCACAAGGCAAUGAAAGGACUGGGCACCAAUGAGGCAGCCAUUCUGCAGCUGCUGACUGCCCGCAGCAAUGCUCAGCGCCAGCAGAUCAAGGCUGCCUACAAGACGCUGCAUGGCAAGGACUUGGUGAGUGAACUGAAGUCUGAGUUGGAAGGGAAGUUUGAGACUCUAAUUGUGGCGCUGAUGGCUACACCGGUUAUGUUUGACGUGACUUCACUGAGGAAUGCCAUUAAGGGGGCGGGCACUGAUGAGAAGGUAUUGAUUGAGAUCCUGGCAUCGAGAAAUCAAAAUGAGAUUCGAGAAAUUAUCAAGACCUACAAACAGGAGUACGACCGUAGCCUGGAGGAUGAUGUGACUGGUGACAUUGGUGGACACUUGAAAGAAAUGCUGGUCAUUUUGCUACAGGCCAACAGACAGCCGGGCAUACAAGAGAGCACUAUCCAGAGUGAUGCUCAGGCACUCUUUAAUGCAGGAGAAAAGAAGUUUGGUACUGAUGAGGAUCAGUUCAUCACUAUUUUGGGGAACCGCAGUGCUGAACACCUUAGGAGAGUAUUUGACGCAUAUAUGAAACUGUCUGGACAUCAGAUCGAGGAAAGCAUACAGAGAGAAACUUCUGGAGGUCUGAGAGAAGUACUGCUGGCUGUAGUAAAGUGUGCCAGGAGUGUUCCUGCCUAUUUAGCUGAGUGUCUGUACAAAUCCAUGAAGCAGGGUGCAGGCACUGAUGAUGCGACCCUGAUAAGGAUUAUGGUCUCCCGCAGUGAAAUUGACCUGCUGGAUAUACGUGCAGAGUUCAGAAAGGCAUUUGCAACUUCUCUGCACAAAAUGAUUAAGAAUGACACCCAUGGUGACUAUUGCAAAACGCUGCUUCUGUUGUGUGCUGGUGAUGAUGCCUAAAUCCAAAAAACAACUUGCAUUGCAGAGCAUUUUGAUUUAAAAAAUGUAAUGCAUUUGACAAAUAUAAUGAAAUUCUAAAUAUCUAUUUUUUGAACAUGCAACUAAUACCAAAGCUGCAGCUAAUAGCAAUAGUGAUGGCAUAAUGUUUUAAUAAUCAAUAUCAGUGAAGGCUAUUUUGAUCGUGGAAGUUUUCUGUGCUUAACAGUACUUGUGUUACAGUCUGCAGUUUGUGAAACGGGACUGGUAAUGAAAGAAAAGCUUAAGAAGCCAGUUGGUGUAAAAGACAGAUGUUGCUAAAUUAACCAAGCGCUCACUUAAGAUUAUUUCUCAUGCUGCUUUCAU